Arachis stenosperma is the source of this 909-nucleotide messenger RNA. RefSeq lists its product as uncharacterized. The record is from RefSeq and is a predicted model, not a curated record. Bases 1 to 909 code for a protein of 302 amino acids. Gene Ontology annotation, molecular function: nucleic acid binding. Gene Ontology annotation, biological process: DNA integration. Lineage: Eukaryota; Viridiplantae; Streptophyta; Magnoliopsida; Fabales; Fabaceae. The transcript has a single exon.
AUGGGGCCAUUCUCAAAAUCUAAUGGGUUUGUAUACAUUUUUCUAGAUGUGGAUUACGUCUCAAAAUGGGUGGAAGCAAUUCCUACCCGUUGUGAUGAUGCUAAUAUUGUUGCUUCAUUUUUAAGAAACAAUAUCAUUUGUAAAUUUGGGUCGCCACGAGCGAUCGUGAGCGACAAAGGAAUCCAUUUUUGCAACAGGAAAAUUGAGGUGUUGAUGAAAAAGUAUGAGGUUCUUCACAAAGUUUUCACAGCCUAUCACCCCCAAACUAAUAGGCAAGUGGAAGUCUCCAACAGGGAGAUCAAAAGAAUCUUGGAGAAAGUGGUCAACCCACAUAAAAAGGGUUGGAGUUCCAGAUUGGGAGAUGCAUUAUGGGCAUUUAGGACUGCCUACAAGAACCCAAUUAGAAUAAGCCCCUUCCGCAUUGUCUUUGGGAAGCCUUGUCAUCUUCCAGUUGAAAUCCAACACAAGGCAUAUUGGGCGGUGAAGCUUUGCAAUCCGGAUUUAAAGGGAGCGGGAAUAGAAUGCAAGCUCCAAUUGGAGGAGUUAGAAUGUCUUAGGCUAGAAGCAUAUGAGAAUUCUAAGUUUUAUAAGGAAAAGGCCAAGACAUUCCAUGACCAAAAUAUUUGGAGGAAGAGCAUUAAGAUAGGUGAUGAGGUGCUUCUAUACAACUCAAGGUUGUGGUUGAUGCCCGAAAAGUUGAGAUCUAGAUGGGAUGGACCAUUCAAGGUGGUGGAUGUCAAGCCUUAUAGGGUGGUUGAAGUGGUGCACCCUAUCAAUGGAACUACAUUCAAAAUCAACGAUCAUAGGGUGAAACCUUACCACGCACAACCCAAGCAUGCAAAGGAGUUGGAGAUUUUCCUCCUUGGAGAGGAUCCAAAUAAUCAAUUAACUCAUGCAAGUGGAACUUAG